Messenger RNA from Eubalaena glacialis (North Atlantic right whale), 4289 nucleotides. RefSeq names its product solute carrier family 15 member 4 (gene SLC15A4). Gene Ontology annotation, cellular component: membrane. Gene Ontology annotation, molecular function: L-histidine transmembrane transporter activity. Gene Ontology annotation, biological process: transmembrane transport; oligopeptide transport; histidine transport. NCBI's taxonomy places the organism in Eukaryota, Metazoa, Chordata, Mammalia, Artiodactyla, Balaenidae. The record is from RefSeq and is a predicted model, not a curated record. The transcript has 8 exons. Bases 68 to 1738 code for a protein of 556 amino acids.
CCGGGCUGAGCCCUGCGCAGCGGAGCUGCCGGCCGGGCGGGCGGGCGGCCGGCGUGCGGUGGGGCGCAUGGCGGGCGCAGGCGACGAGCGGACGCCGCUGCUGGGCGCGCGGCGGGCGGCGUUCGAGGGCCGGCGCGCGGCGUGCGCGGCCGUGCUGCUGACGGAGCUGCUGGAGCGCGCCGCCUUCUACGGCGUCACGGCCAACCUGGUGCUGUUCCUCAACGGCACGGCGUUCGGCUGGGAGGGCGCGCAGGCCAGCCAGGCGCUGCUGCUCUUCAUGGGCCUCACCUACCUGGUGUCGCCGUUCGGGGGCUGGCUCGCCGACGCGCGGCUGGGCCGGGCGCGCGCCAUCCUGCUCAGCCUGGCGCUCUACCUGCUCGGCAUGCUGGCCUUCCCGCUGCUGGCCGCGCCCGCCACGCGCACGGCGCUCUGCGGGGCCCCCCGCCCCACGCGCGUCCGCAACUGCUCGGCGCCGCCGUGUGCCGAGGCGCCCGCCCGCUACUGCGCGCCCGCAGCGCUGUCCGCGCUCGCGCUCGUGGGCCUGGGCGUGGGCGCCGUCAAGGCCAACAUCACGCCCUUCGGCGCCGACCAGGUUAAAGAUCGCGGUCCAGAAGCCACGAGAAGAUUUUUUAAUUGGUUUUAUUGGAGCAUUAAUCUGGGAGCAAUCGUUUCUCUGGGGGGCAUUGCCUACAUUCAGCAGAACGUGAGCUUUGUCACCGGCUACAUCAUCCCCGCUGUCUGCAUCGGAGUGGCUUUCGUGGUCUUCCUCUGCGGCCAGACCUUCUUCAUCACCAAGCCGCCCGAUGGCAGCGCCUUCACUGACGUGUUCAGGAUCCUGGUGUAUUCGUGCUGCCCCCAAAAGCGAAUCAGGGAACGCAGUCCUAGUGGUGAAGGCAUUGGAGUCUUUCAGCAAUCUUCUAAACACAGUCUGUUUGAUUCAUGUAAGAUGUCUCAUGGAGGGCCAUUCCCGGAAGAUAAAGUGGAAGAUGUGAAAGCUCUUGUCAAGAUUGUCCCCGUUUUCUUGGCUUUGAUACCUUACUGGACAGUGUAUUUUCAAAUGCAGACGACGUAUGUUUUACAAAGUCUUCAUUUGAAGAUUCCAGAAAUUUCCAGUAUUACAACCAAUCCUCAUACGUUUCCGGCAGCCUGGCUGACCAUGUUCGAUGCCGUGCUCAUCCUCCUGUUAAUUCCCUUGAAAGAUAAACUGGUGGAUCCCAUCUUGAGAAGAAACGGGCUGCUGCCAUCGUCCUUGAAAAGGAUCGCGGUGGGCAUGUUCUUCGUGAUGUGUUCGGCCUUCGCAGCAGGAAUUUUGGAAAGCAAACGGCUGGACCUCGUGAAGGAGAAGACCGUUAACCAGACCAUUGGAAACGUCGUUUACUACGCUGCGGAUUUGCCAGUCUGGUGGCAGGUCCCUCAGUACUUGCUGAUUGGCGUCAGUGAAGUAUUCGCGAGCAUCGCAGGCCUGGAAUUUGCGUACUCGGCCGCCCCCAAGUCCAUGCAGAGCGCCAUCAUGGGCUUGUUCUUCUUCUUCUCCGGCGUCGGGUCCUUCGUGGGCUCAGGACUGUUGGCACUGGUGUCCCUCAAGGCCAUCGGGUGGAUGAGCAGCCACACGGACUUCGUCUCUUCUGCCCGGAGCCCCGUGUCCAGUGAUGUGAGAGGACGUGGCAGGUCGGCUCCCGCUCGGUUAGGGGCAGGUGGCUGUCAUGGCGGUGGUUUGCAGAGAGACUGGGACAGGUGACACCUCCUCCCCCCGCCCGCCCCCCAGUCCUUGUUUCUGUAGGAGCAGCAGGUGUGAUCCCACAUUUCACGGCUUCUCUGUGUCCUGGGCUCUCCCCGCUCUGCCCUUCGGCAGGUCCUGCCUGCAUUAGGGCUCAGGCGGCAGUGGGGCUGGCUCAGCGUUUCCUGACUGACACGUGGAUAACUUCCUGCCAGGUUCCAGGACCACGUCUGAAGGAAGCGUCCCCAGAUUCUCACCUCGUUGUUUUCCGCUCUCCCUGUCCUCCCCAGGCCUGCUUGUCCUCAUUAUUAUUGUUAUUUAGAUGGGGGGGUCACAUCCGUACUGUGAAGGGCACCGGUCUCAAGUGCACAGCUUGGUGUGCCUUUCAUCCAGAUCAGAAUGCAGGGCGUGGAAGGGUCCCUUCUGUCCUUCCUGAGUUCAGCCCCCGGCCCCCGACAAGAUGAACUCUGUUCUGACGUCGGCCCUGCUGAGUCCUGUGGCCUCUCUCGUCCUCUGCCGCGGCCGUGGCCGUGGCCUUUCACUCAGCACUGAGUUCCCAGGGUCAUCCCAGUGAAUGGUUCUUUGUUAUUUCUGCGGAGUAUCCGUCGUACGAAUAAGUCAGAAUUCACUUAUCUGUUCUGCUGCAUGUCGGUGUUCGUGGGGUCUCCAGUUUGAGGCUGUCACAAAUAAAGCAGCUGGGAAUGUUCUUGUACAUAUGUUUGGGGGACACAUGAAGCUUAUUUAUUGGGGCCCAGGAGUCUGUUUAAUCAAAUAUGAAACACCCAAAAUUUACCGUCUUUAUAUGCAGUUACCUUCUGUCUGUGAAGAGGCCCAAGAAAGUACAGGGUGAUCACUUCUAGGUGGUGGACCCAGUUCUGAAUACCCUUCCUGACGCCAGACUGCGACCGGCCCUGCAGGGAAAACACAGUGUACAGUUUGCUCGGCCUGCCAGCUUUGAGCUUUGCAAGCUGUAAAUGACUCUUUAGUUUGGGGAGAUGGAUGUUUCAGAGCUGGCACUUAGAACGGCGUGAUUGGUGGUGUGACGACAGCCUUGCUGCGUUGCCACCAACCAGCACUGCAGCGCUGGCGUCUGCAAACCAGGGUCCGGGGUGGACCGGGGUCUCUGUGACCAGGGUGGAGCCCGCUUGCAACGAGCACCAAACCGCUGCUGCAGCUCUGUGGCCGCUGCUGAAUAAACAGCACAGUCAGGUGGAAAUUCCCGUCUUACUGGGUCUCUCCCCGAAGCAGUGGACAUGUGAAAUCGUUGUCUUCUACAGCCUGAAGGAGUGAGAAUUCUUCAAAACAUGCGAGUGCUUAUUAUACAAACGUGUGUAUUAUAUCUGUUCAUUAGUUCUGUUAAAUACAAGCAGUGUUAAACAUCUGAUUUUAAUGAGUAUACAUUCAGGUAGAAAAAGGAAGCUCCAGAAUAACCCAGCUUGACAGAGACCUUCAGAGGAAAGGAAGUCUGGCGUCUUAAAUAAGCCAGUGGGAGAUGCUUUUGAAGCCGGUCAGAGAGCACAGCCGCUUUCUUCCUAAGACGCCAGCGUCCUCUAGAGGCGCUGCUGACGAAACGCCCCUCUCUGCUCCUCUGUUCGGCAGUGUGUCCGACCAGCGGCGUCAGCGGUCCACCGUUCCAGGGCGGUGGCGACGGCUGUCUGUUGGGAGCCGGGGCGGCGCGCUGUGUGCGGCUCUGGUGUCCCCGACACACAGCCCUGCGUCUCCAUGCUGCGCGGCCGCGUCUCAGGGGACAGACGGCAGGUUUACAGCCCUGGUGGCCCCGGACCUACGUGUGGACUGGGGCUCCUAACGGGGCCCGUGAGGGGGAGGCGGCCGCGUGGCCCGGGUGCCGUUUCCACAUUUGACAGGCGGGGAACCUGGGCCCCGAGACCCAGACGCCGGGGUCUGAGCCUCCCUGGUGGAGGUCCGCGGUCCGCGCCCCUAACCUCCGCCGCCUCGGCACUGGUCGGGCACCGAGCAGAGCCUCGCACGUAGCACGCCUCGCGUGGUGCUCGGGGCAGAGUCGGCCAUUCAGUGUGUCAGCUCUGAGGGUGAAAGCGGGCGCCUGUGUCUCAGCCUGCAGCCUGAAGUUUUUAAGGAGAAAUGUGAAAACCAAGCUGUGCCUCCCCCUGGCGCGUGGAGUGUGCGUCCAGCCGUCUGUCCCGGCCUGUGACGGUGCUUUGUUUGAGGUCAGGUGACGACACGGGAGUCCAGCACUCACACCUGACGUGACGUCCAGGCUGCGUCCUGGCCCGAUGCGCGCGCGGUCUUGGCGCGUGUGCAGACUGUAGACCCAGGCGAGGAGGGCCGUCCGCUGCAGGAUCUGGCGUGGAGACCGUGGGGGGCUCCUCCUCACGUGGGGAGCAGGAGGCCCCAGCCCGGAGCCCGUGUUGAGACACAGCUGACUUCUCAGUGGCUUUGGAAACAAAGCACUUGUGUAUUUUGAAUUAGGGGUAGGAUUCUUUUCUCUCUUUCUUUUUUUUCUUUUUUAAUGACCACAGUUAAAAGUCACCCUGACCUUCGUAGGAACCAAGUUAAAUACAUAAAAUCUUUUAAACUCUCUCUCUAAGUGCAG